This is a messenger RNA of Dinoponera quadriceps, 2448 nucleotides long. RefSeq lists its product as uncharacterized. NCBI's taxonomy places the organism in Eukaryota, Metazoa, Arthropoda, Insecta, Hymenoptera, Formicidae. The transcript is spliced from 5 exons. The record is from RefSeq and is a predicted model, not a curated record. The coding region runs from base 1 to 2448 and encodes 815 amino acids. Gene Ontology annotation, cellular component: extrinsic component of mitochondrial inner membrane.
AUGAACUUUUGGGAGAGACAGUUGCACAAUCUGGUAACAUACUCGACGCCUGAUACUUAUAACAGGUGGUUCAAUCCGAACAUUUGUCACGUCUGCAAAUCACCAAGUACCAAUUUGUUAUCGUGCGAUUUGUGUGGCAUGAUCUCCUACUGCAGCGAGGAACACAAAGAAAUCAAUAGGCCGCAGCAUACGGAGAUCUGUUCAAUUAUGGUAAGCAUUUUAAACGAGGAGUCACAAAGGAAGAGUUGUCAAUUCAUCCUGAAGGCUUGGAUCCAUUCGAGAAUAGAAUUUAUACGUUCGAUUAAUCGGCAGCUGAAACGCAAAGCAGAGCAAUAUGAAAUGGAGAUGGUCAUAUUCGCAAGAUCCUGCGUUAUUUGUCAUCGGCAGACAGAUCUGCACGCUUGUCUGACGUGCUUUUCCGCCAACUAUUGCACAGAGCACGAGGAAGAUUUUAAGAGACACCACAGCGCCACUUGCAGGAAAAUACUGUUAGGUCUGAACCUGGAUAUCAAUUUUCCGCAGGGUUUUCUACAUCCUAUCAUCCUCAAUAUGUUUCCCGAUGAGAGGAGACCUGUUACCGACAUGCUUACCUUUGUUCGUGAGCUUAUACACGUACAACCUAACGUCACGGGCAAUAUUGAGCCCGUUUGGCAUUGGUCUGCCCUCGAUUAUUUCUAUUCCGAUUACGCGUCAGACCCGUUGACUUUGUAUUUUGGAUUACGGGGUGCCGAUUUAUCGCAUUUCCCGAAUAUCACAACCAGCGCCUUCGUUGUUCACAUAACAGCUGCGUAUUCGAUGCAUAAAGACUGUUUGCCAGCUUGGGAACUAUUCAUACAUUUUUCACCUCACAUAAAGAAUUUAAAAGUUAUACUGAUAGGACAAGAAUUACAAACCGAGUAUAAUGUUAUCAAUCUUUGCGAGAUAUGCACCAGGAAGGGUAAAAGUUUCAGUUUCGAAUGUCAUAGUACAUUGUACCACAUUUACGUGAGCGAUGUGGCUUAUCCAAGGCCAAAUGUGAUUAUCUGGUUUCAAGCAAAUCUUACCCUCAAGAAGGAAUGCGUGGAGUUGAUUUCUAAAUUAUGGGGUCAAGGCUGUCCGUUGCUUUUAACCACCAAAUCGCAAUUUACAGCCGAACAGAACAUAAAUGAGAUACAACAAGUCUUAGAAAGACAGUCAAACAAAAACAACGAUGUGGCAUAUUGGGAGAGAGAAUUGCGCAUCGCUAACAGACUCUUAAAGCCUGACACUUAUAAUGACAGUUUUAAUCCAAACAUUUGUCACGUUUGCAAAUUUCCAAAUAAUUUGAUAUCGUGUGGUCAGUGCGGCAUGAUCUCUUACUGCAGCGAGAAUCAUAAAGAACUUCACAAAAAGCAGCAUAUGGAAAUCUGUACAAUUAUGGCAAAUAUUUUAAAAGAAGAGUCGCAAAGGAAAACUCGUCAAUUUAAUCUUAAGGAUUGGAUCAUUUCGAGAUUUGAAUUGAUACGUUUAAUCAAUCUGCAGCUAACACGUGAAAUGAAGAAGUAUGAAAAGUUGAUCGUCAUGUUCGCAAAAACGUGUGUUAUUUGUCAUCAACAGACAGAUCUGCACACUUGUCUGACGUGCUAUUGCGCCAACUAUUGCACUAAUCACGAAGAAGACUUCAAAAGACGCCAUACUUUCAUUUGCAAAAAAAUGCUGUUAAGUUUGAACAUAAGUAUCAACUUUCCGAAAGCAUUUCAGCCUUUCAUAAACCUCAUUAAGUAUCCAAACAAGGCGGAACCUAUCACUGACAUGAUGGCAUUUGUUAAAAAAUAUCUGCGUGUACGAUACACAGGCGUAGAUGAUAUUGAAAAUCGCUGGCAAAUGUCUGCUGUCGAUUAUUUAGCUUCUGAUUACGUAACAGACCCGUUAACACUGUAUUAUGGAUUGCAAAACACAAAUUUAUUACAUCAACCUCUCAUCAAGACGAGCGUUUUCGUCAUUCAUGUACUAAUUAUGAACUACAUUACUAUAAACUAUUUGACAGCUUGGGAAUAUUUGUUGCAUCUGUUGCCUCAUAUAAACCAUUUAAUAAUUGUACUGAUAGGAUCUGAAAUGCAGAAUCUCGAGCGCUUUGAUAUUAACCUUUCGUUAAAUAUGGAUUUUAAUAAUAUGGGAAUGCCGCUUUCACAAACAAUUUUAGAAUUUCGCGAUAAAAACUGCCCAUUUUUGUUGACCUCGCAUUCGCAUUUAAUAGCCGUACAGAACAUAGAUAAGAUACAACGGGUCUUAGCGGCUGAUGUUUAUAUCGGCUGUAUCAGUACAAACAUUUGUCACAUUUGCAAAGUUCCAAGUAAUAUGAUAUCGCGUGAUGAAUACGGCAUAAUCUCUUACUUCAGCGAGAAAUGCGAAUUCGACAAACCUAAACAUAUCGAGAUUUGCUCGGUUAUAGUAAAUAUGUUCAAAGAGGAGUCGCAAAACAAAGCCUAA